AGCAGGAUGCACUCGCUCCAGGUGGACUCGGUGCAGCGCUGGAUGGAGGACCUGCGUCACAUGACGGAGGUGGAGUGCAUGUGUGUUCUGCAAGCCAAGGCCAUUGGCGUGGAGGAGGAUGCCCAGGGCGAGCUCAUCGUGGCCACGGGGGACCAUGUGGCCCGCGACAACCUGCAGACGCUGCUGCGGCGGGCGCUGGUGGUCAGCACGGAGCUGGGCAAGAUGUUCCAGCGGCUGGAGAAGGGCCGCUGGCAGCGGGUCCACAGCACGGCCGUCCGGGCCAACUGCCACGUGCGCUCGCUGGUGCACGAGUAUAGCGCCGCCCGCAACACCCCCUCGGAGAUGCAGAAGGUAAGAAUGGAGGGAGAGGUGGACUGGUCUGGGUUGGAGGGCGGAGGAUGGAGGGAGAGGUGGACUGGUCUGGGUGGGAGGGCGGAGGAUGGAGGGAGAGGUGGACUGGUCUGGGUGGGAGGGCGGAGGAUGGAGAGAGAGGUGGACUGGUCUGGGUGGGAGGGCGGAGGAUGGAGGGAGAGGUGGACUGGUCUGGGUGGGAGGGCGGAGGAUGGAGGGAGAGGUGGACUGGUCUGGGUGGGAGGGCGGAGGAUGGAGGGAGAGGUGGACUGGUUUGGGUGGGAGGGCGGAGGAUGGAGGGAGAGGUGGACUGGUCUGGGUGGGAGGGAGGGCGGAGGAUGGAGGGAGAGGUUGACUGGUCUGGGUGGGAUGGCGGAGGAUGGAGGGAGAGGUGGACUGGUCUGGGUGGGAGGGCGGAGGAUGGAGGGAGAGGUUGACUGGGCUGAGUGGGCAUGCAGAGUAGGGAUUAAUAUUUUCCUGAAAAUCUACCACAUUUCAAUACCGGGAAUAAUUCAAAUUUAUCAAGAGAGUCCCUGGAAAUACUGCAAAAAUCUGGAGUGCCCAUUUAAAGCAGUUCAAAACCAAGAUAUCAUCACUAUGCCAGGGUUAAAUAAGAGGAGCACUGCGUCACAUUGUUGGCUUGGCUGCGCAACUAUGUCAAGAUUUCAGGGCAAAUUAAACUGAUAUUUAGUAAUAAUAGAGUAACUAUCUUUGAUCGCUAAUUACAUUGUUAAUUAAUUCAGCACAUUUCAGCAGGAGGCUAUCUCGACACAGAGCGCACCCCGAGUAUAGCGUUGUCGAAUCAUACAAACUUUAUAACAGCAGUCAAACAAAAGUCAAAUGACCAAAGUUGCUAAGUUUGCUAGAUAACCUCCUUCAACGAAUGACAGAAUAUCUCCUAUAUUUGGCAAAAUCGAGUUGAUGAUUAUACAGAUAGCAGAGCAGCUCAUGAAUACGGGGAGAUGAAGAGUGGAAAUUGUUUAAAUAUCAAGGUAUCUUAACGGGCACCAACUCUGUUAAAAAAAAAAAUCCAUAUCUACUCUCAUACCGUUUGUUGAUAACACAUUCUCUACUGAAACUCUCAUAUGGGCAGCAGUACGAGACAGUGCAGAGAAGUGGGGGAAAUGUUAUAGCUGUAUUUGACAUGCAUAGGCGAAAGACGUGCUUUGAUAAUGCAACCUAUGGAUUACAGAAUAAAGUUAGGAAUUUUUAUGCGAGACAGGAGUCAGGAUUUUCGGUUUCAAUGGUAUUGAGACUGGAUAGGAAAAUAGCCUAGGCUCUAGAAGAUAGACACUUCCUUAUUUUUUGCUGAGAUCCGCCAAAGAUGAAACCGUGCCACUGGUUGCCCCAGGCACAUUUGCUAUUGUUUUGUUUUGAAAAGGAUGAAAUGAGCAUCCAGCAAAGUAAUAAACCGUAGUACAUACUCUGCUGUUUGCACGUGCAAUGAUGUCAGAGGGGGAAAAACGGUUAGUUGUUUGAAGGAACAAAAAAGUUGUAAUAUUAAUUGUUUGAAGUAACAUCUUUGUUGUUGUAAUAUUAGUUGUUUGAAGUAACAUCUUUGUUGUUGUAAUAUUAGUUGUUUGAAGUAACAUCUUUGUUGUUGUAAUAUCGUAAACGGACGUGACCGUUUCACCACAACGGAUUCCAACUAUAAGGAGUUUUUAGCUACUUCUCUGCUGUAACAUUUGAACAUUGGCCGCAUGUAAAUAGUGUCUAUUAUUGGUCACAUAAGCUAUUCAUGCCAAGAGCAAAAUUCAGACUAAAAUAAUAUGAAAAUGAGUCUCUGAGAGCCACCUGUCUGGUUCCAUCUUGGACGUGCUGUUGAAGACAUUAGCUGCCUCUGAUGAGCCUCUCCCUUCAGUAGUUCGUGCAGGUUUCCCGUCAAGUGGAAUCACAGUUGCGCCGUAUUAUACGGAGUACUCACUUUAUCCAUUUUAAAAUGAUGCUGUGAAAGUUCCGCUUCUGUUACAUAUAGCUGCUCAUACCACAGGACAUUUUGUGCAGUUCUCUGUGUGUACAUAAAGGGAUGACCACUAACUGGAGAAUGGCAUUGUUUUCUGCUUUGUGUGGGUGUUCUGCUGUCUGUGUGUGUCUAAUGUUUGUCUCAUUGUAACUUGAAAUGUGUGUCUCUCCUCUUUGAGUGCAGUAUGAGAAGUCUUUGCUUGAGAAGUGCAUGGAGCUGACCACCAUAACAGAGAGGUAAAACAUUCAUACAAAACUUGAAUAAUGUCACACACAUUUGAAUACAGUAGCUCAAUAAGUGUUUAUGUUCAUGGUUUAUCAAAACCGUCUCUUCUACAGAUGCCUUCAUACUGAGGACGAAUUCUUCCUAAAGUCCAUGAGGGAGGCCAUUAACGAGAUUCUCACUGAUGUCAGCGAUUCGUUCAGCCACAUGAUUGACAUGGCCCUGGCCAAUGAGAUCCAGGUAUGAGGCUUUGACCACACUCUCUUUUUUAGUCAUAAUUAGGCCUUCAACACACUGGGAUUUUGUGUCCAGGAACAUCAAAUGGAACCAAUGCUUUUUCAUUGCCGAAAGUAUGAAAACAAACGGUUCGUCUUUUGACGAACAAACACGUCCGAAAAUAGUUGACUUGAGUUGUACUUUUGACAGACAAAAACGGACUAUGAUGUACGUCAUAUACGAUUUCAUCCGUGUUCAUGCAUCUGAGUGUGGCUGUAGCCUUACUCAUUCUUGAUGUGUUUGAUAGACGCACACACACACACACACACACACACACACACACACACACACACACACACACACACACACACUCAUACACACACACAGUCCACAAUCAAACCCAUUCCUGAGCAGCCUGUAAGUCUACAUGUUGUAUUGUUAUACUAAAAACAAAUUAGCACAGUUCAGGAAGGGUGAGUUCAAAGGUAAACAUUUGCCCAGUUUAAUAUAGCCACUAUAAUAGGUGAUUACAUCAUUCCUGUAUCGUUGGUUUAGACUAAUGAAAACAAAUAGAGAUUUCAUUAGACUUUCUACUCUAUUUAAAUGAUCACAACAGUAUGAACUGCAGUAUGAACUGCAGUGGUGUAAAGUACUUAAGUAGAAAUACUUUAAAGUACUACUUAAGUCGUUUUUUGGGGGUAUCUGUACUUUACUUUACUAUUUAUAUUUUGAACAACUUUUACUUUUACUCCACUGCAUUCCUAACGAAAAUAAUAUACUUUUUGCUCCAUACAUUUUCCUUGACACCCAAAAGUACUUGUUACAUUUUGAAUGCUUAGCAGGACAGGAAAAUGGUCCAAUUCACGCACUUAUCAAGAGAACAUCCCUGGUCAUCCCUACUGCCUCUGAUCUGACGGCCUCACUAAACAAUGCUUAUGUCUGAGUGUUGGAGUGUUCCCCUGGAUAUCCGUACAUUUUAAAAACAAGAAAAUUGUGCCAUCAGGUUUGCUUAAUAUAAGGAAUUAGAAAUUAUUUAUACUUUUACUUUUGAUACUUAAGUAUAUUUUAGCAAUUACAUUUACUUUUGAUACUUAUGUAUAUUUAAAACCAAAUACUUUUAGACUUUUACUCAAGUAUUAUUUUACUGGGUGACUUUCACUUUUACUUGAGUCAUUUUCUAUUAAGGUAUGUUUACUUUUACUCACGUAUAACAAUUGGGUCUUUUUUCCACCACUGAUGAACUGGUAAUAACGAAUUGCAUAUUGAGUUCAAUAGAAAAUGUAACGAUAUUUUGAUAAUUAAAUUAUGCUCAGUUUUAAAUAUCCACAAUAGAGUCAUUAAUUAGUUCUAAUAUUGAACUUCUAUAUCGUAUAACUUCAAAACUUCCUCCUUUCAUUGAAAUUUCGCUUGCUGCUUCCCUUUCUGAAAAGAGAUGUCUCAAUGGUAUCUCAGUGGUUUUGUCAUGGCUCUUGUGUGUGUGUGUGUGUGUGUGUGUGUGUGUGUGUGUGUGUGUGUGUGUGUGUGUCCCGGUCCUCUCCAGAUCCUGAUCAGGCAGAUUGAGUCAUCAGACAGUGUGUACACCAUCAGCAGUGCCAUCAGCAACCUGCUCUCCCUCACCCAGGACGGCCUGCAGCUCUGCAGAAUCAUCGCCAAGGUGAGACACACCCCCUCAGACAGACACACCACUCUGUCUGGAUACACGUAGGAUGACGCUCCCUGCUACAUUCUUUUAAUUUUAAAAUUUAACCUUUAUUUAACUAGGAAAGUCAGUUAAGAACAAAUUCUUAUUUACAAUGACGACCUACCAAAAUGCAAAAGGCCUCCUGCGGGGACGGGGGUUGGAAUUAUAUAUAUAACAUCCCCAUAUUCAUCUCUCUCGGCCAUCCACUUCCCCAUACCUCCACAUGAACCAUUGGCCAAAUCCCAAACAGAUCCCUGGGCCCCUGUAAAUCCCUGUUCACUCUUCCUUGCAGAUCGGAAAGGAGCUAAGGAUCGGUUUGGGAUUGGGCAAUCAGUCCUGCCCACCUACCACCCACCCACCAUACUAUACAUAUAUAGUAAAUCUCUAUAGCUACAGAGUCAUAUGCUCUAAGAGAUAAGAGGGGACAGGCCAGACACUAUGUCCCUGUGGUCAUUAGAGGGUACAGGCCAGACACUAUGUCCCUGUGGUCUUUAGCCAACCAGAUGCUUCCAGGAUGCUCUUGAUAAGACUCUUCCGGGUGGGAGACUCAGCCCAUAAACUUAACACACACACACAUACACACACAUACACACACACAUAAACACACAUGCAUACCUUCCUUGUUGCCAGAUGAGAUCAAUAGUGUCAUUUCCCAUUAGGACUGGGCAUUGAUCACACAGACGGCCUGCCUCUGUUUUACCUAUCACUCCCCUCAACCUUCCUCGUACAGCAUCUCUCUCUCUCUCGCUCUCUCUUUCCCUCUCUCCCUCUCUCUCUCUCUCUCGCUCUCACUCUCUCGCUCUCUCGCUCUCUCGCUCUCUCUCUCUCUCUCUCUCUCUCUCUCUCUCUCGCUCUCUCUCUCGCUGUCUCUCUCUCUCGCUCUCGCUGUCUCUCUCUCUCGCUCUCUCUCUCUCUCUCGCUCGCUCUCUCUCUCUCUCUUGCUCUCUCUAUCUCUCUCUCUGUUUCUCUCUAUUGUGAGAGGGUGGUUGGUUAAGAAAUCGGGCCUCCCGAAUGGCGCAGUGGUCUGAGGCACUGCAUCGCAGUGCUUGAGGCGUCACUACAGACCAUCGGCAGUGCCAUCACCCGGGUUCGAUCCCAGGCUGUGUCACAACCGACCGUGACAGGGAGUCCCACAGGGUGGCGCACAAUUGGCCCAGCGUCGUCCGGGUUAGGGGAGGGUUUGGCCAGGGGGGCUUUACUUGGCUAAUCGCGCUCUAGCGACUCAUUGUGGCGGGCCGGGCGCCUGCAGGCUGACGUUGGACAUGUUUCCUCCGACACAUUGGUGCGGCUGGCUUCCGGGUUAAGUGGGUGUUAAGAAGCGCAUUUUGGCAUGUUUCGGGGGACGCAUGGCUCGACCUUCGCCUCUCCUGAGCCUGUUGGGGAGUUGCAGCGAUGAGACAAGAUCGUAAUUGGAUCGCAAUUGGGUUCGCAUACCGCCCCAACAGAUCCACAGAUGACGCAAUCUAAAUCGCACUCCACACUGCCAUUUCCCACCUGGACAAAAGGAACACCUAUAUGAGAAUGCUGUACAUUGACUACAGCUCAGCAUUCAACAUGAUAGUGCCCACAAAGCUCAUCACUAUCAAAUCAAAUCAAAUUUUAUUUGCCACAUCCGCCGAAUACAAUAGGUGUAGACCUUACAGUGAAAUGCUUACUUACAAGCCCUUAACCAAUAAUGCAGUUUUAAGAAAAAAUUUGUUAAAUAAAAAAUAAAAAUAAUUAAAGAGCAGCAGUAAAAUAAAAUAACAGUAGGGAGGCUAUACUUUAUACAGGGGGUACCGGUACAGAGUCAAUGUGCGGGGGCACCGGUUAUUGAGGUAAUAUGUACAUACAUGUGGGUAGAGCUAAAGUGACUAUGCAUAGAUAAUAAACAGAGUAGCAGCAGCGUUAAAGAGGGGAUGGGGUGGGGUGGGGGGGACAAUGCAAAUAGUCUGGGUAGCCAUGAUUAACUGUUCAGGAGUCUUAUGGCUUGGGGGUAGAAGCUGUUAAGAAGCCUUUUGGACCUAGACUUGGCGCUCUGGUACCGCUUGCCGUGCGGUAGCAGAGAGAAAGUGAGAAUAAUAAACAAACAACUCAAAAUUUACAAAUAAAAAUUUCUGACAUUUAAAAAAAACAUCUGUGACCAAUAUAGCCACCCUUCUUUUCAAUAACAGUCAUAAGCCUUCCAUCCAUGGAGUCUGUCAGUUUCGUGAUCUGUUGACGAUCAACUUUUUGUGCAGCAGCAACCACAGCCUCCCAGACACUGGUCAGAGAGGUGUACUGUUUUCCUUCACCGUAAAUCGACCGUUUAAGAAGGGACCACAAGUUCUCAAUAGAGUUUAGGUCAGGUGAGGAAGGGGGCCAUGUCAUUAUUCUUUCAUCUUUAAAGCCUUUACUUGCUAGUCACGCAGUGGAGUACUUCGAUGCAUGCGAUGGAGCAUUGUCCUGCAUAAAAAUCAUGGUCUUCUUGAAAGAUGCAGACUUGUUCCUGUACCACUGCUUGAAGAAAGUGUCAUCUAAAAACUGGCAGUAGGUUUGAGAGUUGAGUUUGAGUCCAUCUUCAACCUGAAAAGGUCCAACUAGCUCAUCUUUAAUAAUACCAGCCCAUACCAGUACCCCACCUCCACCUUGCUGGCGUCUGAGUCGAAGUGGAGCUCUGUGCCCGUUACUGAUCCAGCCACGGGCCCAUCCAUCUGGUCCGUCAAGAGUCACUCUAAUCUCAUCCGUCCAUAAAACCUUUAAGAAAUCUGUCUUCAGAUAUUUCUUGGCCCAGUCUUGACGUUUCAACUUAUGUGUCUUGUUCAGUGGUGGUCGGGUUUCAGCCUUCCUUACCAUGGCCAUGUCUCUGAGCACUGAACACCUUGUACUUCUGGGCACUCUAGGUAGGUUGCAGUUCUGGAAUAUGACAGCACUGGAGGAUAAUCGCUUCCUGGUAGCGUCACGUUUGAUUCUUCUAAAAUCUUUGGCAGUUAAUUUGCGUCUUUUUUUCUCAACAAGGUUCUUGCAACCCUGUUGACUAUUUGCAACAAAACGUUUGAUGGUUCUGUGAUCACGCCCCAAUAUCUUAGCAAUUUCAAGAGUGCUGCAUCCCUCAAAUACUUUUACAUUUUUUUGACUUUUCAGAGUCAGUUAAAUUAAUUUUUUCCCCAUUUUUCCUGAAGAAAAUAAGCUGCCUAAUAAUUAUGCACACCUUGAUAUAGGGUGUUGAUCUCCUUAGGCCACACCCUCCCUCAUUACACAAAUACACAUCACCUGAUAUGCUUAAAUCCAAUAAGCAAUCCAGUUUAUACAGCUUGGAGUUGGGAAAUAUGCAUAAUAAUGCAUAAUAAUGAUGAUAUGGUCAAAAUACUGACCUGCCUAAUAAUUGUGCACACAUAAAAAAUGUUAGGAUACAUGUGAAAUAUUUCAAAUUGGCCUAAUAAUGUAUUUAAUCAUUUUUUAUUUCAUACAUUUUCUUCUUUUUACAUUCAGACCCCUUGACUUUUUCCACAUUUUGUUACAUUACAGCCUUAUUCUAAAAUGGAUUUAAAAAAUAAUAAUUGCUCAUCAAUCUACACACAAUACCCCAUAAUGACAAAGCGAAAACAGGUUUUUAGAAAUGUUGCACAUUUAUUACAAAUAAAAAGCAGAAAUACAUUAUUUACAUAAAUAUUCAGACCAUUUGUUAUGAGACUCGAAAUUGAGCUCAGGUGGAUCCUGUUUCCAUUGAUCAUCCUUGAGAUGUUUCUACAACUUGAUUGGAGUCCACCUGUGGUAAAUUCAAUUGAUUGGAGAUGAUUUGGAAAGGCACACGCCUGUCUAUAUAAGGUCCCACAGUUGACGGUGCAUGUCAGAGCAAAAACCAAGCCAUAAGGUCGAGGCACACAUCUGGGGAAGGGCAUCAAAAAAUAUCUGCAGCAUUGAAGGUUCCCAAGAACACAGUAGUCUCCAUCAUUCUUAAAUGGAAGAAGUUUGGAACCACCAAGACUCUUCCUAGAGCUGGCCGCCCGGCCAAACUGCGCAAUCAGGGGAGAAGGGCCUUGGUCAAGGAGGUGACCAAGAACCCGAUUGUCACUCUGACACAGCUCCAGCGUUCCUCUGUGGAGAUGGGAGAACCUUUCAGAAGGACAACCAUCUCUGCAGCACUCCACCAAUCAGGCCUUUAUGGUAGAGUGGCCAGACGGAAGCCACUCCUCAGUAAAAGGCACAUGACAGCCCGCUUGGUUUGCCAGACCAUGAGAAACAAGAUUAUCUGCCUGAAUGCCAAGCGUCACGUCUGGAGGAAACCUGGCACCAUACCUACGGUGAAGCAUGGUGGUGGCAGCAUCAUGCUGUGGGGAUGUUUUUCAAUGGCAGGGACUGGGAGACUAGUCAGGAUCAAGGGAAAGAUGAACAGUAGAGAGAGAUCCUUAAUGAAAACCUGCUCCAGGGUGCUCAAGACUUCAGACUGGGGCGAAGGUUCACCUUCCAACAGGACAACGACCCUAAGCACACAGCCAAGGAAACGCAGGAGUGGCUUCGUGACAAGUCUCUGAACGUCAUUGAGUGGCCCAACCAAUCACUUUUUUAUUUUUAAUAAAUUAGCAAAAAAUAAACAUUUCACUGUUAGUCCACACCUGUUGUUUACGAAGAGUGUGACGAAUAACAUUUCAUUUGAUUUAAAGCACCUCCUUUCUACCUUUGUCAUUUCUAUUUUACUGUAACAGUACCAGUUACCAGUCUCCUCAAAAAAAUAUAUUAUUUAUCUCAAGGGACUUCCUGGUCAAAUAAAGGUUCAAUUAAAUUAAAUAAAAAUAGCUAACCUGCGAGGGCUAACAACACCUGCGUCACAGAAAAAUUAUGAAAGCAUAACAGGACUCCUCCAUGAGAUUGAAAAUAAUAACUUGUUUUGGGGCUUUAGAAUGGUUGAAAAAUGUAAUGAAGAAUACUGCUCAGGGAUUGGCUAAAAGGGAUGAUGCUUUGGUCUUCUAGGGACUGUAUUGCGUGGGCAGAGCAGGGAAGAGCAGUUAGGGUAGGGGGCAGGACGAUUAGCCACUCCAGGCUUGGCUGUGGCACUAUCUGUGCAUGUGACGUACCAGCAGCUCCUAUAAUGGGUCUUAUUAGAAUAAUGGUGGUAGUUACAGGACCUUUUCUUGCAGGUCAUUCUAUCAAUCUCCAUUGGGAAUAGAAUUCUGUCAGCAAGUGGUUUUGCAAGAGGAAAUUACCGAAUAUGGACACUACGGACUGCUUAUGUUUGUUUAGGGCAAUUCCACGUUAAGAGUGAUGCUGAGACUCAGAUUUCUCACUUUAAAAUGUAUGCCAGACAAAAAUCUAUGAUUGUAAAGUUAAACAAACCAUACAACUCUAUGCACAAGGACUACUUUUAACAAUUUCCACAGUACAUUUUACAAAAACACAUUUACUUGAAGGACUUUUUGCAGAUGCAAAGUUUGGUAACAGAAUGACGUUUUGUGCUGUAUGUGCCGUGGAAUUUCCCUUUACCCUAAUCUGCAUUGCAAAAGAGAUAAACAACCAUUAAGGGUAGCAUAUCAAACCCUUGUGCUCAGAACUUCACAAGAGAAUAAUGAUUAACAAGUUUAUUAAUCAAGACACUAUUAAAGGUGCACUAUGCAGAAAUUGCAUCAUUUUCUGGUUGCUAAAAUUCUAAUCGUUAGCCUAAUGUCAGUUUAUGUGACAAAACAAGCAGUCAUUUUUGUAGAGAAUCAUUGUACCAUUUAAACCGCUGUGAGAUAUAUUUUCAAAAUAUGGUCAAAAAUAGCUUCUUAGCAAAGAUACAUUUCUCAAGCAUGAAUUCUGCUAGGACUGUCUGGGAGUGGUCUGAGUGAGGAGGGGAAAACUGAAAACGAGCUGUUAUUGGCAGAGAGAUUCUUUCUUAUUGGUCUAUUAAAUAAUUUACCGCCGGGUGAUGUCACCAGGAAGGCCAAAACUCAACCCUACCAAAACAGGCUGACAUUUCAGGCAGUCUUUUUCAAACAGCUCUUACACUAGGGCAUUAUCAUAUAUUUUUUUUUUACAGUUUCACAAUAUUAUUCCAACCUCAUAGUGAGGAAAUAUAUACAGUGGGGAGAACAAGUAUUUGAUACACUGGCAAUUUUGCAGGUUUUCCUACUUACAAAGCAUGUAGAGGUCUGUAAUUUUGUAUCAUAGGUACACUUUAACUGUGAGAGACGGGAUCUAAAACAAAAAUCCAGAAAAUCACAUUGUAUGAUUUUUAAGUAAUUAAUUUGCAUUUUAUUGCAUGACAUAAGUAUUUGAUACAUCAGAAAAGCAGAACUUAAUAUUUGGUACAGAAACCUUUGUUUGCAAUUACAGAGAUCAUAUGUUUCCUGUAGGUCUUGACCAGGUUUGCACACACUGCAGCAGGAAUUUUGGCUCACUCCUCCAUACAGACCUUCUCCAGAUCCUUCAGGUUUCGGGGCUGUCGCUGGGCAAUACGGACUUUCAGCUCCCUCCAAAGAUUUUCUAUUGGGUUCAGGUCUGGAGACUGGCUAGGCCACUCCAGGACCUUGAGAUGCUUCUUACGGAGCCACUCCUUAGUUGCCCUGGCUGUGUGUUUCGGGUCGUUGUCAUGCUGGAAGACCCAGCCACGACCCAUCUUCAAUGCUCUUACUGCGGGAAGGAGGUUGUUGGCCAAGAUCUCGCGAUACAUGGCCCCAUCCAUCCUCCCCUCAAUACGGUGCAGUCGUCCUGUCCCCUUUGCAGAAAAGCAUCCCCAAAGAAUGAUGUUUCCACCUCCAUGCUUCACGGUUGGGAUGGUGUUCUUGGGGUUGUACUCAUCCUUCUUCUUCCUCCAAACACGGCGAGUGGAGUUUAGACCAAAAAGCUCUAUUUUUGUCUCAUCAGACCACAUGACCUUCUCCCAUUCCUCCUCUGGAUAAUCCAGAUGGUCAUUGGCAAACUUCAGACAGGCCUGGACAUGCGCUGGCUUGAGCAGGGGGACCUUGCGUGCGCUGCAGGAUUUUAAUCCAUGAUGGCGUAGUGUGUUACUAAUGGUUUUCUUUGAGACUGAGGUCCCAGCUCUCUUCAGGUCAUUGACCAGGUCCUGCCGUGUAGUUCUGGGCUGAUCCCUCACCUUCCUCAUGAUCAUUGAUGCCCCACGAGGUGAGAUCUUGCAUGGAGCCCCAGACCGAGGGUGAUUGACCGUCAUCUUGAACUUCUUCCAUUUUCUAAUAAUUGCGCCAACAGAUGUUGCCUUCUCACCAAGCUGCUUGCCUAUUGUCCUGUAGCCUAUCCCAGCCUUGUGCAGGUCUACAAUUUAUCCCUGAUGUCCUUACACAGCUCUCUGGUCUUGGCCAUUGUAGAGAGGUUGGAGUCUGUUUGAUUGAGUGUGUGGACAGGUGUCUUUUAUACAGGUAACGAGUUCAAACAGGUGCAGUUAAUACAGGUAAUGAGUGGCGAACAGGAGGGCUUCUUAAAGAAAAACGAACAGGUCUGUGAGAGCCGGAAUUUUUACUGGUUGGUAGAUGAUCAAAUACUUAUGUCAUGCAAUAAAAUGCAAAUUAAUUACUUAAAAAUCAUACCAAGUGAUUUUCUGGAUUUUUGUUUUAGAUUCCGUCUCUCACAGUUGAAGUGUACCUAUGAUAAAAAUUAGAGAUCUCUACAUGCUUUGUAAGUAGGAAAACCUGCAAAAUCGACAGUGUAUCAAAUACUUGUUCUCCCCACUGUAUAUAUUAAAAACAUGGGGGAUUGGAAGUGAUGCAGACAAUUACAUUGAUAGAAGUUAUAAUCUAUCUGAAUAUUUUUUUCUCAUAUAAUUUAAAAAACUGUUCGCUAGGCGUAGGCAAGACCAUAAGCAAAUAGGUAAACUGGGAUAAUACUAAAGAGUUAAUCAGGGUGAUUUUUCCACAAAUUGACAGGUAUUUACCUUUCCAUGGUAGUAAGAUCUUAUCUAUUUUUGCUAACUUUCUAUUAAAAUUUAUUGAAGUGAGAUCAUUUAUUUCCUUUGGGAUAUGUAUUCCGAGUAUAUCCACAUCACCAUCAGACCAUUUUAUUGGUAAACUACAUGGUAAUGUAAAAAUUGUAAUUUUUUGCGAUCCAAUACGUAAUAUAGUAAAUUUGUCAUAAUUUGGUUGUAAUCCAGAGUGGUUAGAAAAUGUAUCUAGAUCCUCUAUGAGGCUGUGGAAGGAUUCUAGUUGUGGAUUUAAAAGAAAACAUGAAUCAUCAGCGUACAAUGACACCUUUGUUUUUAAGCCCUGGAUUUCUAAUCCUCUGAUAUUAUUAUUGGAUCUGAUUUUAAUAGCUAACAUCUCGAUGGCCACAAUAAAUAGAUAUGCCGAUAUUGGACAACCUUGUUUCACUCCUCUUGACAGUUUAAAACUUUCUGAGAAAUAGCCAUUAUUUACUAUUUUACACCUAGGGUUACUGUACAUGAUUUUGACCCAUUUUAUAAGAGAUUCUCCAAAAUUGAAAUGCUCCAGGUAUUUAUAUAUAAACCCCAGUCGUACUUUAUCAAAUGUCUUUUCGAAGUCUGCUAUGAAUAGCAGGCCUGAGUCUCACUUUUACACAUAUUAGUGUGUAGCCCAAACUGUUUGGACGCUACAAACAAAAGAUGGCAGAUCGGCUGUACCAACUUCAGACGAGUCCCAAGACGCUUGUGGGAGUCGUAGAGCAAAAUGGUCAUAAUAGUUUGUAGGCCAAACCGUUUGGACGCUACAGACGUUUUUGUGAGAAGACCGAUUUUCUGGAUGUCUCAUGGUCUGAAAAACACAGCUCUAGCUCUGUCACCUUUCACCGCAGAUGCGGAAGUGUUGCAUAGGCGGAUGCGUUUGAUUGAGACUCAUCCAUUGCAAAAACAGAUAUAUAUAGCUUAAACUGACACAUUUUUAUGGGGAUGUUUUUAUUGUGUGGGCGUGGAUAUCGACCUUAGGAUUAACGUGAGUCAUUGGCUAGCCUGUCAGGUUGGUAAGCCUACUGUGCACUGUUGGCUGGACUAUUCGGCCUGGUUGGAUAGUCCAUUGUUGGCAAGUCUAUUGGGCACUUUUGGCUAUUGGAAGGUUUGACUUAGCACAGUCUGUUUGCUUUGAAGGGCUAUCAAUUUGACAUAAGCUCAGGCUAGCUUAUUAAGCACUGAGCAUUGUCUGCAAUGCUAAUGUGAAUGCUGAUGCUAAUGGUGUUGUCUUUUUUGUCUGUCCACAGGAGGGUGCUGUGGUGGCCCUGUUUAAGAUCUGCCGGCAGGACUGCUUCAGCGACCUCUACGCACACGCCCUGAGGGCGGUGGCCUCAAUAUGUUGCGUGGAGGAGGGCAUCAACCAGCUGGAGAAGGUAGUGUAGUGCAGCGUUUUAUAUGCGUAGACACUAGCGCACCCACACACAUUCAGAGGUUGGUAGUCACCGAUGAGGGCAGUGGCAUUAUGUCCUGCUCUCCAAAAAGCUGCCAGGUGCUGGGUGGAGGUACUACUGGUGUCUGAUACACAAACAAACAGAUUUUCACAGAAAAAUCUGGAUGCAGAUACAAACUGACACACUCAUACAACCAUAAAACCAUAUAACCGUGUAACCAUACAACCAUACACUAAAACUCAUUUACUAAUGAGCAGCAGAAGACAGACAGACAGACCAGCAGACAGAUAGACAGACAGACAUCAUUCCAUUGGUCUGCUAGAGUGAAAACUUUGGUGCGAGAUGUUUAGUCUUCCAGUGGCCAGGUAUAAAUGCUCAACUACUACACUGGGGCUGUAGGCCUCACAAGCACAGGUGAAAAAAUGCUAACAAUGAGAUUAGCGGGAGACUUGGCCACUUCAAGCUCUGAGCAGGAGCUCAAGGAUACUGUAAAAAGUAGUGUUUGUUUCACUGCUGGCCAUGGUCUCCUUGCAGGCUGAUUGAUGUAACCUUGCAUUUCAAUUUGCUCUGCAAGCAAGAAUUUGAGGUUGUUAAGAGAGUAUGGUGUGUGUGUUUGAGUGCCUGCAAGUUCUUGUGCUUCAGUAGGCCUAUAUAAACAGAAUCUUUUCAGUGUGUUUUUGUUUCUUCUUUUGAGAAUAAACAAAAAACACAAAGCACCUCUACCCAAUGGCACCCAUGAAAGACAAAUACAACCCCAUUCACUGAUUAAUGACGCCACACCGGCAUCUGUGUCUGCUCAAAGAGAAGCUUGGAGAACGGAGGCAGUCAGGUGUAGAAACGCCAGACAACAUAGGCAUGACAGUGGGUUCCAGAUUAGAUCCUCCGGGGGGAACUGUCGCUACGCUAGUGGAUGCUACGAACCGGACACGAGCCAUCGCUCAGCCGCGACAACCACAUCUGUCGCAGUUGCCGAGUGAUGGCGGAAAGGGGAGGAUUCACUCCUUGUGUCUCAUUGGUUGGAAACUGUUUGUUUAUUUCUUUUGGGGCAUGUGGUUAAAACAGUACGAGCGUGAUGAAGUUGAACCUCCAUGGUCGUGUCUACUGCACUCUGAAAACAAAAUGCACAUUGACAAAAAGUGUCCUACAGUACAUGAUAUUUGAGUAGCUUAACUUUGGUAUAAAGUUAUUAUAUGCUAUAUACCCCUUUCAAAAAGUAGGUAGACAUAUGUUAUUAUUAUUAGGAUACAAAACUUGUAUGAGUCAAGUCAAGUAAGUGUCUUCUUCCACACGAUUAUUAAACAUUUUGGAAGACAUCCGGAGUAGACCGGGGGGCAAAAUAUGAAUGAGAAGUUAUCUCAGUGCAGCAUAUUUCGGGGAGAGGGACGGGAGUGGGAGGAGGACGGAAGAGUGGAUUGUUCCUCGUCAAUGGGCCGUGCCGGCACACUGGUGAUGUAUUAGGAGACAGAAAUACGGAGUUGUCCUAUCGUCAAGCUCAUAGUGAUGGUCUUCAGGAAAUGACUCUGACAGGUGUGUCUAGGAUGGAUAGUUUGUAUGAGCUCACUCGAAACAAUUCUACUCACGCUGAACGUUUGUAGACUUCUUUUCACAGUGAGCCAGAAAAGCAAAAAGUGACAAUUAUUGCAACGUUUUUCUGUUUGGGUGCUCUGUAUUGUAAAACUGGUCACUUCCAUUACAGACUUGACGGUCAAAUCCUUCAAAAGGUAAAGUUAUACAGGUUAUUUGUUUUUAGGUAAAAUCUUUUGCUAAUAUUAAUAAAAGGUUUCGUUUUAUUCCACAGUAUAUUUGGGCACUAAUACUGUAUAUGCAGGGUCACCGGCACUACUGCUCUAAGAUGCAAGGUCUCAAAGGUACUGUAUAUUAUAGUAGUGGGAAGUGCACCAGAGUUUUGUCUGUGCAACAUUGCCACAGUGUGGAUAAAUAUUUUAUUUCCAAACCUGGAUGAAAAGGUUCACUGUAUAGGCACACUUAUCACUCUACUCAACUUCCUUGGGUUUACUCUCUCUCUCUCUCUCUCUCUCUCUCUCUCUCUCUCUCUCUCUCUCUCGCUCUCUCUCGCUCUCUCUCUCUCUCUCUCACACCUCUGCAUGUACACAGAAACAUGUUAUGUGUGUAUUUUAGUUUGCCUACCCCCAAACAACCUCUCCCCAACACAUGCACAUCACAGCACAUGCACAUCCACCCACACCCCUUGGCCAUCUUAAACAAUGUCCAAUCAGAAGUCAGAUAAAAGCGGUGGGGCGGGUGAAGAUCCACACUUUUUCUCCCAUCGUGACUAAUUAUAAAAUCGCAAAGCCCAGCGCUUUUUCUACCGUCAUAAAAACAGCUUUUAUUGGAUUACUCCUGUUUCACUUAAAUAUAUUAGGAGACAAUUAAAGACAUUGGGUCUGCACCAACGAGGUGACAAUUUUGAGAGACACGUGAAUCACAUUCCCCCAAACCUGAUGUGCACGUGUUGGGGAAACGGCAGGCGAGAUCUGAGAGCCCUCAGCCCAUAAAAGCAACUCCAGUCCCAGAGGGAGAUGGCCGUAAAAUUGGAGUGGUGUCGUUUAAUCGUGAUGGCUUUAUGGGCAGAGCUACUAAGUCUCACCCGGGUUGGCCCGGACACUUAACCAGGGUUGCACCCCAGGACACUUAACCAGGUUUGACCCCGAACACUUAACCAGGGUUGACCUGGACACUUAACUAUCUGGCUGGAUGCCUAAAAAUAGAACCUACUAUAGAGGGAUUCUUCGAUGAAUCAAAGGCGGCUGUCAAGCCAAUGAGAUGCUCGGGGCUUGUUACAUCAUAUACUGUAUAUGGUUGUCCUUUUUAUUUUGGACUUCUUCAAUGAAUUCCAAAUGGACUUGUGUGUGUUGUACUGUGUGUGUGUGUGUAGCCUGGUGGUCCAGUGUGUUUGUGCUUUCACCAACUCGCCUCUGUUCGUUGUCAUACAAAAUAAUGUAUGUAGGGCUUGACAACCAUAGAAGAGUUGACCACAGCAUAUACAAUAUGUGGGUCUAAGGCUAAUGUGUGUGUGUGUGUGUGUGUGUGUGGAAUGUGUUACGUUCUGAAUUCCCUCAGAUAAAGUUUGAUGCCAUUAAACCAGCUGCUACGUUGUCUUGUUAUCCUUAUGUCUAGUAUGAGACGAUUCGAUGUAACAGGAUGUGCUUGUCAUUGCGUGUUAUGCGUAUGCAUCACCCCUCUUAUAGGUGGAUGGGAUCCUGUGCCUGGCAGACAUCCUGACCGAUGAGAACAGUGCUGAGGCGGCGAGGGCAGAGGCGGCGGCGGUGGUGGCCCAGAUCACCUCGCCCCACCACACCUCCACCCAGCACCUGGGCAGCUUCCUGGAGAGCAUGGAGGACAUUGUCACUGCUCUCAUCAGUGAGUGCAUGGCUGCUGCACUGCAGGGCUUUGAUAUGGCUAGAUCAGUGUGUUCAUUCUGAAACACUUUAAAGGCCCACUGUUUAAUAUACGAAAAACAAGAGAACGGCAGCUCCUUCACUUAGUUUUGGGAUGGGGGCUGCGGAAAUGUAACCACUCGAAAAGGUGGAGCUAUGAAUGUAAAGUCCAUGAGGUCCAGGUGAUUUUUGAAGAUAAAUGUGUGUGUGUUUGUUUCCUCAAGAGUUGUGCGCGAGUGCCUCCUGUGGUGAGGUCUUCCUCCUGGCGUCUGCUGCCCUUGCCAACAUCACAUUCUUCGACAGCAUGGCCUGUGAGAUCCUCCUCCAGCUCAACACCAUCCACAUCCUCCUCCAGGCAUGCAAAGACCGCCAGAGAGUGGAUACUCCCUACUCUAAAGACCAGGUAGAGGACACGCUGAUCUAUAAAUAAUUUAGAUCCGGUAGAGUGAUUGGUUAAAAUGCUGCGCUCAUGAGUGCAAAGUUUGAGGUCGGGAGAGGGAGGGGACCUACCCUGUUACAUAUGUAAACACCUUCAUGCAAACACGCCCGCCAUAUCUUCCUAAUUUCCUAAGAGGACAUUCCAUAAAAACAGAUUUACCAUAAUUCAAAGUAGAGUUUGAGUAAUUCAUGCCCAGCACUGUCAUAUUUUACCAGGAGGCGUGCUAAAAUGUGUUGAGCGUUGUCAAAUCUCUGGUAUGCCCUGUUGACUGUGGUCUUUUUAGGUGGUUACCAUCUUGGCAAACCUCUCUGUUUUGGAGCAGUCUGCACCUGAAGUCCUGCAUGAGAAGGGUACGCAAAAACCUGUUUUAAAUUUUUUUAAAUUGUAGUCAUUUUAGUAAUUUUUUAUUUUUUAUUUUUUUUUAACCAGUUUUUGAUGUAUGUGAAUGAGGCUAACAUCACGAUUAACAUCUCCACACAUAUGUAUUUACUGGUCAUGAUGGAGAAAUUGAUUAAUAUCAAAGGAGGGAGAUGACAGAGAUGACAAUCACACAGGACAGCUACAGAGAAAAAACAUGUUAUUGCAAUUCUGUUAUAAUCCUCAAGAUGGCAACGUAAACCCACAUUUCUGCUAUGUUGCCUGUUUCUUCAACCCUCUUAGUCUCUGUCCCCUGACUCUUUCUUGUUGAUGUUGUGUAUUAAGUCCCUGACUCCGUGUUUGUUUUGUCUUUUUUCUCUCGUCCUCUGUCUGUCUGUGUGUUGUUGUCUUCGUCCUCUGUCUGUCUGUGUGUUGUGUCUUCGUCCUCUGUCUGUCUGUGUGUUGUUGUCUACGUCCUCUGUCUGUCUGUGUGUUGUUGUCUUCGUCCUCUGUCUGUCUGUGUGUUGUGUCUACGUCCUCAAUCUGUGUGUUGUGUCUACGUCCUCUAUCUGUGUGUUGUGUCUACGUCCUCUGUCUGUCUGUAUGUUGUGUCUACAUCCUCUGUCUGUCUGUGUGUUGUGUCUACGUCCUCUGUCUGUCUGUGUGUUGUGUCUACGUCCUCUGUCUGUCUGUGUGUUGUUGUCUACGUCCUCUGUCUGUCUGUGUGUUGUGUGUCUGCUAGGUGUUGAGAGACUGCUCCAGCUGCUGGGUGAGAAGCCGUCGUCCUCUAGUCCAUCGGAGGGCGCCGCGUGCGAGCGGGUCCAGCAGAAAGCCGCUGUCACACUGGCCCGUCUGAGCAGAGACCCGGACGUAGCCCAAACAGCCAUCCAGCUGCAAGGUAGAGGCCCUCGCUCUGGGGUUACGUUUUUCAUAGGUACAGAUCUAGGAUCAGUUUCCCCUCCCCAAAUCCAAAUCUUAACCAUUAGUGGGGGAAAUGCUAAACUGACCCAAGAUCAGUGUCUAGGGGCAACUUCCCCCUACUCCAUAGGCCGUCAGCUUCUCUGCUACCUAAGCUUAUAGCGUUUAGACCACUUCCUCAGUAUCCUGUCUCUUCUGAGUUGCAUUCAAGAUUUCGACUAGGAUGACCUUUCUUUGAAGUAUUUUAACGCUGUAAAACGUUAUCUUAAACAGCAUUUUGGUGUGAUGAAUGCAUGUGUGUCCAACUCUCAGUAGAAGUUCACUCUGGGGUGGAAAUCUAUUCAUAUAGGGACUGAUUUGACCUGAGGAAAUUCUUCCCUUUCAAGCCUUUUUUACUCUCUUAAUCACAGUAGUCAUAGUAACCACAGGAGGUUGGUGGCACAUUAAUUGGGGAGGACAGGCUCAUAGUAAUGGCUGGAACAGAAUAAAUGGUAGCAAACACAUUGUUUCCAUCUGUUUGAUACCCGAGUAGCGCAGUGGUCAAAGGCACUGCAUCGCAGUGCUAGCUGUGCCACUAGAGAUCCUGGUUCGUAUCCAGGCUCUGUCGUAGCCGGCCGCGACCGGGAGACCCAUGGGGCGGCGCACAAUUGGCCCAGCAUCGUCCAGGGUAGGGGAGGGAAUGGCCGGCAGGGAUGUAGCUCAGUUGGUAGAGCAUGGCGUUUGCAACGCCAGGGUUGUGGGUUCGAUUCCCACGGGGGGCCAGUAUGAAAAAUAAAAAUAAAUAUUUGCACUGGAUAAGAGCGUCUGCUAAAAUGUAAAUUUAACUCCAUUCCAGACAUUGUUAUGAGCCAGCCUCCUAUGAUAGGAACUUUGUGUAGGUCAAUCAACAACACAAUUUCCAAACUAACCAUUGUCUUCCAUUUCUCCAGCUGUCCCUCGACUAAUCGAACUGUGUCGCUCACCAGCGGAGAGGAACAACAGCGACUCUGUACUGGUUGCAUGUCUGGUAGGUAUAUUUAAACAAGUGUUUGUAUGUGUGAAUGUGCAUCAUAUAUAUUUCCCAUACACAUGUGCUACACUUUUUCUAGUGCAUAAGUGUGUCUAAUAACUUAGAAUUAAUUAAUGAGAGGUUUAUGUCCAUGGGGCAAAGUUGAAAGACACGGCAGUCCUUGCAUCUGAACCAGUCUUCUCAUCAUAAGGAGAUCCCACUAUGUAAUGAAGCAGGGUAUGUUUAAACAUGCACAUAUCAUACAUAUUCCUGUUCAUCCUUUAUCAUUCAGACAGCCUGAUCUUAAUUGACAAGGCCAGAUCACGGGCUAGAUAAAAGGGCUCUAGGUCUGUGUAAAAGAGUCAGAGGCUUAAUUAAUACUGCUGGACGGAUCUUGCACAUAAGGGCUCUCUCCUUCACUUUUUUACACUGCUUGUUGUACUCAUGUAAAUUUAAUAGGAUUCUUUUUUAUCACUAUUGCCAGGGGUUAAAUAGAGAUUUUGUAGGUGUUGAACCAGCCUUCAAAGAGGGUUGGCUUUCAGAAAACAUUUUGUUAACUAAUAUGUAAAUAUUUGGCAUUUCCCUGCUGGAGUGGAACUGUAGUCUUGUUUCAUACCGCCAUGCUCCCUCUCAGUUGUAACACAGAAUACUGAAGCAGUCAUGCACUGCACAGUGUCAGUCAAUCCUCAACCCAUCAACAAGUAGCUGAAGUACUUAUAUCUGAUAAUCAGCAAAUCUAGAUCUGUAGUCUAUAUUGAUCUAUAUGUACUGUAUAGUGAUCAAUAUUGAUUUAUUCUGUGCCAUGCUACGUCAUACGCUACAGUGCAGUCGUUUGAAUAGGUGUUGAGUGUCUUCACUGAUCCAUCCCUCUCCCUGUGCUCUGCAGGCUGCCCUGAGGAGGCUGGCGGCGGGGUGUCCAGACAGCAUCGAGGCCGCCGACCAUCAGCAGCUGAUCAAGCCCAGACUGGUGGACUCUUUCCUGCUGUGCUCCAACAUGGAAGAGAGCUUUGUAUGAGAAGAGAGCUUUAUAGGACGAUUCAGAGCGGAAGGGUUGGGUGCACAGACACUGGAGGAGUCUCAGUGACCACUCACUCUGCAGGCUUUUGUUCCAGCCUGAGACUUA
Messenger RNA from Coregonus sp. 'balchen', 20893 nucleotides. The record is from the annotation of a GenBank genome assembly. NCBI's taxonomy places the organism in Eukaryota, Metazoa, Chordata, Actinopteri, Salmoniformes, Salmonidae.